Acyrthosiphon pisum (pea aphid) is the source of this 1831-nucleotide messenger RNA. Its product is annotated as sialin-like. Lineage: Eukaryota; Metazoa; Arthropoda; Insecta; Hemiptera; Aphididae. Bases 111 to 656 code for a protein of 181 amino acids. The transcript has 4 exons. The record is from RefSeq and is a predicted model, not a curated record. Gene Ontology annotation, cellular component: membrane. Gene Ontology annotation, biological process: monoatomic anion transport; transmembrane transport. Gene Ontology annotation, molecular function: transmembrane transporter activity.
UCUGAUUAAGUACGUACCUGUUGGUAUUUAUUCAUCAUAGAGAAAACUUCAAUAGGUACAAGGCAGGUAUGUCAGUAUGUGAUUGACAUUUUUCUUCAACACAAACCAUUAUGGAGAAACGGACAGUUUUAUGGUACAUGACUUUCUGGGAAUUUGCUAUUAAAUACAUGUUUCGAAUGAAUAUUAAUAUAGUCAUCGUGUCAAUGAUGAAACAUUCAAUACCGAAAACGAAUGUAACGAUUAUACACGAGUGUCUCAGGAACAUUGAAUCGUUGAAGUCGAGCAAUACUUUUGCACAAAAAUCAUCGGUGGAUCUAAAUGACAAUAAAUUCGAAUGGAACGAAUAUCAGCAAAAUUUAAUUCUGGGUGCAUUUUUCACAUUGCACGUGUUUGUGCAAAUACCAGGCGGAGUUUUGGCCCAACGAUAUGGUACAAAAACCGUGUUUGGGUUCACCAACGGUGUGGCGGCGAUGUUGUCAUUUGUAAUACCUGCAUCGGCAAAAUUCAACUAUAAAGCACUCGUGGUUGUUAGAGUUGUUCAAGGACUCAUAGCUGGUGGUGCGUGGCCUGCAAUGCACACAAUGACUGCUAACUGGAUACCGGUACACGAGAAAAGUCGAUUUGUUUCCGCAUAUUUUGGUAAUUCAAUGCUUUAAAAAAUAGCAUCAAAACUAAAAAUGUUGCAAUAAUAUGAUAUGAAUGUGUGAAUUCCAAAAUCUGUUCAAAUUAUAUCAAAAAAAUAUUUUAGAAAUGUGUUACAAAUUACAAUUUAUUACGAUGACCGAGAACUCAAUCAAUAAAAUAUUAUUAGUAUUCACGAUACUAUAAAAAACAUAAAACCAGAGAGGCCAGUCUGCCGAUGCGUAUAGUACAUAUAUAGAUAUCAAGGUUAUAUCUAUACUGAAUGGAUGUGUUAAAUUUGAAUUUUAUUGAAAAACGAUACAGUGGGCACACGGGGUGUCAGCUUAUAUUUCUUUGGAUAUUUUAUAAUUUAUUUAUAUUUUAUAUUACUAAUUUUCUAUUAGGAAAUAGGUAGAACUAAUUUUUACAAACAACAUCGUUUAUUGAGUCUAUAGUAUAUUAAAUAAUAAUACAAUUAAACGUUACGAUCCUAGCUAGUAUUGUAUUCAGUAGCGCCGAAUGAAAUAAAAACUGGCAGUUCAAAUAUUUCGAUUGAACCACCCACCACUUCAAACGACUGUGAAACUGGCUCAACUAAUUGUGUAUAAAUAAUUUAAUGACAUAGGUAUUAUCUGUGUUUAAUAUAAUUAUAGCGAAAAUACUAAGUAUGCUCUAUUAUUUUAACCAGUACCCACCCACCCAUCCAUUAUUAAGGCAGUUCAAUUGAACUAUUUGAAGUACGUUUUCGGCGCCACUGAUUGUAUUACUAAAUUCAUCAAAAUCAACUGAGUUAAAGCAAAUUAACUAUUAAGCUUAUGAUUUUCUAAGAAUACUGAAUAAUAGUCAUAUCAGAAAUAUGUUAGCAAAACACGAAUCGUAUCGUUUAAUCAUUAGUCUGCAAUCUCGAUUGGAACGAAGAUUUUUUUGUAUAUGACAAUCAGUAGGUAAAUAUCUAAUAAUUAUGAGUGGCGCUUUGUAAAAAUAUAUUUGCAACAUUAUAAUAGUUAUUAAGUUAUAACUUGUUAAUAACACAAUGUAACCGCCUGUUUCCAAAUAUCGCGACAUUAAUAAUUUGUUAAAUGUUGAUAGUUAAUAGGUAUAUCGAAUAUCGAUCAUCGAUGGUUUUUGAUAGUAAAAACUAAACUCCAUAGCUUUUCAGCUUGUAAUUUUCAUUAUUUCGCAGGGUUGUUAAAAAACACGUUUUUUAAAA